Pocillopora damicornis (cauliflower coral) is the source of this 1786-nucleotide messenger RNA. RefSeq names its product RYamide receptor. Gene Ontology annotation, biological process: G protein-coupled receptor signaling pathway. Gene Ontology annotation, molecular function: G protein-coupled receptor activity. Gene Ontology annotation, cellular component: plasma membrane. NCBI's taxonomy places the organism in Eukaryota, Metazoa, Cnidaria, Anthozoa, Scleractinia, Pocilloporidae. The record is from RefSeq and is a predicted model, not a curated record.
UGGAGCUUAAAAAUGUCCAAGAUUGCAUCACGUACUGUCUCUUUCAUCCGCAAUUUGGUCCUUCUAGACGGAAACGCAGUCAAAAUGUUUACAUUUCCUAAUGAAGACGCAGACAUAUGGAUGGUUAAGAGGAAAACAGAAAAUGUGGGCGUAAAUAUCUCGGUUCGUCUUCCUGUACUUGAGAUGAAAAUGCACUGCAAUGUGACAUUUUUUAAAACUCAUUUCUCAGUUGGUUGGAGCUCAUUAAUGCGGCUUAGGCCAAACCAAGUGAAAUUUUACAAACUGAAAAGGAAAGUUAGUAAAUAGAGAAAGAUGUCAAAAGGAAAUGAAGACUGAUUUCCAUUUAAUCAGCACGUUUUUAUUUUCCACAGGUAAGAAUUAUGGUAGACCGUUUUGCAUGACUUAAAAGGUUGGAGAUAAAUCAUGCUAACAGGAAGCUAAAACUGUAUGGUUGCUCACCGUUUUUCAAGUAGCUGCACUCUUCAUUUGGAACACAGUCCCAGUACUCAACAGUCCUCAGAUUCAACAGUGUCAUGGAAAAUUCAACCGAAACCGGAAAAACAGCAAUGACGGCACUGCAAUUGACAGAGUAUACCUUCUUUGCUGUUAUAUUUAUUUUCGCUGUGACCGGAAAUACCCUCGUCUGCCUCGUAAUUGCACAGACACCUCGUAUGCGCACCACUCGUAACUUUCUGCUUGUAAACUUGGCAAUUUCAGACCUAAUGGUGGCUUUAUUUUGCAUCCCGUUUGAUGUCGUGUUAAAAGUGACCUCUCCUGUGUGGCCACUUGGUGAAGCACUGUGCAAAGUUGUAUGGCCUGCUAUGACGCUGUUCACAAACUGCUCAGCGGCAACUCUUGCAGCAAUAAGUUAUGACAGGUAUCGAGCCGUAAUAUACCCUUGGAAGCCUCGCUUCACGACAGUUCAAACAUCCAUCAUAAUAAGCUCCACAUGGUUAAUGUCUUUGCUUCUUGUUCUACCCUACAUUCUGGCGUUAAAGAUGGUGGAAGGUGAAUGCCGAGAAGACUGGCCGGUGCCUGUUGCUGUAAAACUGUACACACUGGGCUUGUUUGUGUUCCAAUACGCACUUCCACUCUCGAUCAUAGGCUUUGCGUAUUUCAUGGUGGCGCUGAAGCUACGUGAACAAGCAAGCAUCCUGGCAAGAAAUCGUAAAGCGAGUGGCAUAUCUGAAAGUGCGUAUGAAAAAGCUAAGAAUGCCGGGUCCAGUCAGUACAUGGAGUCUGCUAUGGAAAGCGAGCUAGCGUCAAAUGAUCCCUCCUUCGCUAACAGUACUCAGAUGUCGGUCAUAAAUAACAAAACAAAGUUCACAGCGAGCAAGCCUUCGAACACACGGAAGGAGGAGAAACGGCUGCAGAGAUCAACGAAGAUUAUCAAGAUGUUGGUUUCAGUCGUGCUUCUCUACGCCAUAUGCCUUCUGCCCAAUCAAGUCGUGUGGCUAUGGUAUGAGUUUGGUUCAGGUGCCAAUUGGCCCCAUUUAAGUACAUUUCUUACUUUCGGAAGUCUCAUGGUUUAUGUUAAUAGCUGUGUAAACCCACUACUCUAUGCUGGUAUGAACGACGAGUUCAGGAAAGGUUUUGCGAGGAUUCUUAGAUGUCAAUGCAACAACGGUCGUUCGACUUAGUUCCAUUCAUUUUAAAGAAAGGAAAUCAAAUUAGUAUGUUGAACCACUUGCAAGGCCGAGUCUAUCUAUUUUUUCAUCACAGUCACAGUUUAUCAACUUUUCUCACAACACCUGCCACUGGUUAAGUGAUGAACUAACCUCUAGCG